This is a messenger RNA of Arachis stenosperma, 2463 nucleotides long. Its product is annotated as protein ROLLING AND ERECT LEAF 2-like. The transcript has 5 exons. The record is from RefSeq and is a predicted model, not a curated record. NCBI's taxonomy places the organism in Eukaryota, Viridiplantae, Streptophyta, Magnoliopsida, Fabales, Fabaceae. The coding region runs from base 162 to 2444 and encodes 760 amino acids.
UCACUAAACUCAAUUAUUCAUUCUCAUACUCUCUCUCAGUCUCACCAACUCACAUUUUCUUCCUUCUCCAAAAUUCCCUUUUUCAAAAAGCAACUUUCUCUGUUCUGGAUCCUUCAUGAUCCGAAGCAAGUAAAGGAUCGAGCUUUGGAUAAUUGAGGAAGAUGGGUUGCAACCAAUCCAAGAUCGAGAACGAGGAGGCGGUGGCACGCUGCAAAGACCGCAAGCACUUCAUGAAGGAUGCCGUCUCCACCCGCAACGCCUUCGCCGCCGCACACUCCUCCUACGCCACCUCCCUCAAGAACGCCGGCGCCGCCCUCAGCGACUUUGCCCACGGCGAGGUCCAGAAUCCCCACCUCACCGACCUCCCUCACGCCGGCGGUGCCGCCCCCGGAACCUCCUCCCUCCCGGUAGGCCCGCCACCGCAGCCCUUUGAGAACCUCCCACCGCCGCCCCCUCCCAGCUUCUCCGACGCCCCUCCCCUGCAGCGCGCUGUCAGCAUGCCGGAGAUGAAGAUCCCCAAGCCAGAGCCCAAGCCCAAGCCCAAGCCCAUCAUGGAGGAGGACGAGGAGGACAAGGAUUUGGAGAAUGAAGGGUCUUUGAGGAGAAGAAGAAGCAAAAGGGGCGGAAGUAGUGGUGGUGCGGCGAAUAGUAGAAGAGUGGAGGAGGAAGAAGAGGCUCCUCCUCCUGUGCCACCUCCAAUGAAACAACAUCACCAACAGCGAGAGGCAACAACUGAGAGGGACCAUGUGAUUCAUCAUCAUACCAUGUCACAGCCACAACAACAGAGUGCUGCUUGGGAGUACUUCUUUCCAUCCAUGGAGAACAUUGCAGGGACCACCUUGAAUGAGGAUGAAGAAGGGCAUCACCACCACUUGGAGAAGGAGGAGGAUAUCCAAAGGAAGCUGUUUGAGGAGAAGCAAAGUAAGGUGGAGACUGUUGCAGAAGAAGUUCUCAGGAAUGAGAGGGAUGAGGAGGAGGAGGAGGUUCCUGCGGUAACUGAAGAGCACGAGCCCGAGCCUGAGCCAGUGCCUCCGCCAGAGGAAGUGAUGAUGGAGACUCCAGUACAGAAAGGAUUUAUGGCUAAGCAGAUGCCUGUUUCCACAGAAGGAAAGAGGAUCAAUCUUCUGCAGAUAUUUGCUGAACUUGAUGAAGAGUUCCUCAAAGCUUCCGAGAGUGCUCAUGAGGUUACAAAGAUGCUUGAGGCCACUCGGCUCCAUUAUCACUCCAAUUUUGCUGAUAAUAAAGGGCACAUUAAUCACUCUGAAAAGGUCAUGCGAGUUAUUACAUGGAAUAGAUCCUUUAAAGGAAUGCCUAAUGUGGAUGAUGGGAAGGAUGAUUCUGACUCAGAUGAGCAAGAUACCCAUGCUGCUGUAUUGGACAAGUUGCUAGCAUGGGAAAAGAAACUUUAUGAUGAAGUAAAGGCUGGUGAACUUAUGAAAUUUGAGUACCAAAAGAAGGUCGCUUCACUAAACAAGCUAAAGAAAAGAGGUACCAACUCUGAUGCAUUGGAGAAAGCAAAAGCAGCAGUCAGUCAUUUGCAUACAAGAUACAUUGUAGAUAUGCAGUCCUUGGAUUCUACAGUCUCAGAGAUUAACCGUUUACGUGAUGAGCAAUUGUAUCCAAAGCUUGUUGAGCUUGUUGAUGGGACGGCCAUUAUGUGGAAAGUCAUGCUAGGUCGCCAUGAGAAGCAAUCAAGCUUUAUGAUGUCGCUGAAAUCCUUGGACAUUUCCCAGUCUCCUACGGACACAAGUGAACAACAUCAUGACCGAACAGGCCAAUUGUUGGUUGUCGCGCAUCAGUGGCAUUCACAUUUUGAGAUGCUAGUUGACAAUCAAAAGAAAUACAUAAAGGCCUUAAACAAUUGGUUAAAAUUAAAUCUUAUCCCUAUCGAGAGCAGUUUGAAGGAAAAGGUUUCUUCUCCCCCAAGAGUUAGGACUCCACCCAUUCAAGGGCUUCUCCAUGCAUGGCAGGAGCGACUAGAGAGGCUUCCCGAUGAGCUUGCCAAGACAGCUAUAGGCAACUUUGCUGCUGUGAUGGAUACUAUUUAUAACAUGCAACAAGACGAGAUGGGUUUGAAGAGAAAAUGUGAGGAUACAAGAAAGGAGCUUGCCCGGAAAACGCGGCAAUUCGAAGAUUGGCAUAACAAGUAUAUGCAAAAGAAAAUACCAGAUGAAUUUGAUCCUGAAAAUGCAGAAGGUAGUCAUGGCCCGGACGAACUUGUUGCAGAGAAGCAGUUCUUGGUUGAACAAAUUAAGAAGAGGUUGGAAGAAGAGGAAGAAGCCUAUGCAACUCAAUGCCACCAAGUGAGGCAAAAGACCUUGGCAAGUCUCAAGAAUCGUAUGCCAGAGCUCUUUAGGGCUAUGCAAGAUUUUUCCCUUGAGUGUUCCAAAAUGUACAAUGAAUUAAGGUCAAUAUCGCACAGCUUUGGCCAAAGCUCAUCAUGAGGGUUGGUUUGUGUUUUUU